AUACAGCAUUCUAUGUAAAGUCUUAAUUUUCAGAAUGAAGCGCGGAUGCGGCUUUAAAAUAUCAUUUUAAUGCCCUGCAAACGGCGAAGACGCAUCGCGAGACACUUCAGGAGCGGCAAGCAUUACUUUUACUGUGACAUGAUCAUCUUCCGAAAAUAUUGCCAACGACCCCUACGGCAGCUGGUUUAGUACAAAAUGCGCAAAACUUUUCGCAGUUAGGUCUAUUCGAUCUCGGACCGUGUUUUCACCACAAAAGAACCGUACCAGAGUUCGUCUGAAAGCGUACCGAGACCACCUCUUCAAGGAGCUUUUGGUGCGCACCAGAGUUCGAUUGCUGCAUUCUCACCUGCCCAAACGAGCAAUCGAACUCUGGUACAAGGCAGGUGUGAAAGCGCCCUUAAAGAAAUCCUCUCAAAAUGAUUGAAAGUGACUCCACCCACUUUCCACGCCCACUCGGGACUCUUACCCUCUGAACUCGAACCUGGUGUGCUUGUAUAAGGUGAGUGUGUGAGAGAGAGUUGAACGCACCACACCAUGGCUGAGCAGGAGUUCCAGAAGAUCGGAGACAAGCUCCUGUCCUACAGAGGAUUCGUCUUUCCUACUUCCAACAAGGACAGUUUUACACAGUACAAAGACAGUGCGAAGACGUUCCAGAUCAGAGACGAUGAUGUUUAUGUCAUUACAUUUCCUAAAUCUGGUUCGGUUUGGACUCAGCGCAUCAUAACGCUGCUGUAUGAGGACGAGUUUCCGGAGGCUGUGGAGCAGACUUCAUAUGACCGUAUGCCCUGGUUGGAGUUUCCUCAGAAUGGGGAGGAUUAUAGCACUCGUCGCUCCCCCCGGCUCUUCUGCUCUCACCUCCACGAGGACAUGGUGCCCCAUGGCCUACAGGACAAAGGAAAGAUCAUCUAUGUGACCAGGAACCCCAAAGACAUCAUGGUGUCCUACUUCCACUUCACUCGCUUCAUGAAGAUUUUAGAGUGUUCAGAGACAUACGGCGAGCUGAUGGAGAAAUUCUUUAGUGGGCGGAUGGUCGGAGGCCGCUGGUUUGAUCACAUCAGAGGCUGGUACACCAACAAAUACAAGUACAACAUCCUGUUCCUCAGCUAUGAGGAGAUGAUCAGGGACCUGAGAGGAGUCGUGGUGCAGAUUUGUACGUUUUUGGGGAAGAACCUGUCAGAUGAUGUCAUCGACAGCGUGGUGAAAAAGUCCAGCUUCAACUACAUGAAGAAAGACCCCAAAGCCAACUAUGAGAAUUUACCUGAUGAUAUGGUAGAUCAUAAGAAAGGAGGCUUCCUACGCAAGGGUACAGUGGGAGACUGGAAGAACUCUCUGACAGUGAGACAGAAUGAACACUUUGACCGUGUUUAUCAGGAACAGAUGAAAGACCUGCCACUGGACUUUGUGUGGGACAUCACUCAUAUAGACACAUAACACACACACAAAUACACACACAAAUGCUGAUUAAUGUUGAUAUUCCUACUCGAAAUUCUAAAUUCUUCAGAAUCUUCUAGUCAGUAAAGUGAGCUUUCUUUCAUGUUUAGAUCAAAAGAAUAAAAUAGACUAUAAUGUAUAAUGAUGUUAGUGUAAUGUUCUCAGACAGAAACACUGACAACAGACAACAACAACAACAACAAUAUAGAGCUGAUAUGAGCUGUGACAGUCUCCCAGAGAAGAAAGUAUAAUAAUAACAGUUAAAACAAUUCUACCAUUUACAAUAGAUGUCUAACACCUGCACUAUAUAGCACUAAACAUCGUCGUCAUCAUCAUUGUCGUCGUCAUCAUGUUUCACAUAAAUCAUUUUGGUUCAUUAAAGUCAUCUGCAUCACCA
Tachysurus fulvidraco (yellow catfish) is the source of this 1828-nucleotide messenger RNA. Its product is annotated as amine sulfotransferase-like. Gene Ontology annotation, cellular component: cytoplasm. Gene Ontology annotation, molecular function: sulfotransferase activity. The record is from RefSeq and is a predicted model, not a curated record. Bases 535 to 1431 code for a protein of 298 amino acids. Lineage: Eukaryota; Metazoa; Chordata; Actinopteri; Siluriformes; Bagridae. Gene Ontology annotation, biological process: sulfation. The transcript has 6 exons.